AUGCGAGACAUUAAGGACGGGACAGAGGAGGCUGUGCUUUGCCUGCAGGACUGCUACGACUGCACUGAUUGGGACAUCUUCAACGAAGCUUGCAGUGACAAUCUUGAUGAACUUGCUGACGCAGUUUCUUUGUAUGCCACUUUUUGCAGGGAUAUGAUCAUUCCCUGUAGGCGUGUGAAAAUAUUUCCCAAUAAUAAGCCAUGGGUCACGAGAAAGCUGACCAGCCUGGAAUACAUUGCCAUAUCCUGCUGCCUCAGCAAGACCAAGGCCAUCACAGGAGACCCCUCACACCCUGCCUACCCCCUGGCCCAGCAGGGUUUCAGGUCUGUGCCCAGGAACCUCACUGUGUAUAUGGAAGCCACAGCUGUAUUAAGGUGUGUGAGGUGCUGUGGGCCUUCAGGGACUGUGCAGUGGGCUAAAGAUGGCCUCCUCCUGGGACCCGAGAGAAGUCCGCCAGACAUUCAAUGCUUCAGCAUGAUUGGAAACCCCAAGAGAGGUGAGUAUCAUCUUCAGAUCGAAAAUGCUAAGCUGGAAGAUGACACCCCCUAUAGCUGUCAAGCAGGCUCAUCUGAAAUCAGUCAACCAAUUAUUUCUGAUACAGCCUGGAUCAGCGUGCGUUGUGAGGAAAACAACAGCAGUUUGAGAAUGUGGGCGCUUCUGCAUGUUUUUUCUUUGGUGACCAUGAAAAGUCCAUUUACAGAGGGUCCCCUCUUUAGGGCAGAGGAGAGUCAGCCAGCGCCUCAGCGUACAGCAACAGCAUCUCCUAGUGGCGAGCACCUGCAUUCAGUUCCUCCUUCCAAACCUGACUUUGAGUUGGGCGGGGCGCCCCCUGGGGUGGCAGGAAUAACAUACACAAUCACCUGCAUAGUUCCUGAUGCAAAGCCCGGAGCUGAAGUCACACUGCAUAAAGUUGGAGAGGAAAUGGCGUGUGCAGAGUCUUUCUCCAUGUCUGGCUCAGAGGAUAAGCUCCUGAACACACGUGCUGGAGUAACGGUGACGGCUCUGAGCUCUGACAACGGGAGGCAGCUGUCUUGUCAUGCCAAAAACCCCACCAUCAAGCAGCCUCUAGAGACCGCAGUGACCAUGAGUGUGUACUCAUUACCUUCACACCACAACAACUUUCAAGUUGGCUUGCAAGUUGGCCAACUCUCAUCAUUUGUAUAUAAUUUCAAGUUUGUCCACAACAAUUUCCUUGGAGGCCAGUAUGCCUCACCAGUUGUAGCCAGGACUCUCGGACUCUUGGCUGCCAAAUAUGAGCUGGCAAUGUCCACGAAUGAGGAGGUUCUGUCUACCAGCUGGGAAGAAGACAUCGAGCUGCAGAGGUCCAGUGGCAUCCUCCGCCUGCUGAUCACUCCAGAGAAUAAUCUGGAUAACCAGAGGAGCAUCAGUCUGGUGUCUGUCUUUCCUCUGUCAGUCAGCCGCACAGUCACUGUGCUGUGCGCUGAGAGAAGCCGAAGGGUUAGACAUAGAUCUGCAGAAGACUACUGUCCCUCGCCUCAAGGUUUAUCCCUGCAAGAUUCAAGGCAGUGGUGUCACUUUGCCAGCAGCUAUUGCGCCGUGUCUCCCUCUGUGGCUAAAAUUACUCAGGUAGUGGUGCUUGGUUCCUCCAGGGUCAUAGAGGGGCAGGAGUUGACUCUAAUCUGCUAUGCCGCCUCCAGUAACCUCCCUGUCCAGAUCCGCUUGUGGCUGCGCUUCAGGGAACUCAUCACCACCAAUGUCAUCAAUUACAGCAUAGAGUUUGGUGAACCUUGUAAUGAGGAGGUUCUGUCUACCAGCUGGGAAGAAGACAUCGAGCUGCAGAGGUCCAGUGGCAUCCUCCGCCUGCUGAUCACUCCAGAGAAUAAUCUGGAUAACCAGAGGAGCAUCAGUCUGGUGUCUGUCUUUCCUCUGUCAGUCAGCCGCACAGUCACUGUGCUGUGUGAGUGCAAGGUUGUUGAAAAUGAGCUGGUUGACUGCUUCACUUGCACUUCAGGCGCUGAGAGAAGCCGAAGGGUUAGACAUAGAUCUGCAGAAGACUACUGUCCCUCGCCUCAAGGUUUAUCCCUGCAAGAUUCAAGGCAGUGGUGUCACUUUGCCAGCAGCUAUUGCGCCGUGUCUCCCUCUGUGGCUAAAAUUACUCAGAGGAGUUAUACUGCACAUAUGCCUGUUGAACAUAGAGACACUAUCCCAGCAGGCUAUGGGGGCUUACCGCUAAGUUGUAUUUUUUUCAAUGCCAUUUGUGUCCCAGGCUCCACAGACUGGAACAGCCAUCCAAAAGAAGCUGAGUUUGGUGGUGUUUCAGUGCACACUUCUCUGUCACUGAAUUUAACUUCACAGCGUCACAAUCAACGGGUCAUUUGCCAAGCGUACAGCGCUGUGCUAGCUGAGGGGCCCAGCACAUUCUUCAGACUCAAUGUGCUGUACCCACCAGAGUUCAGCACAGACCAGCCAAAGCAGGUGCAGGUGGUGGAGGAUGAUGCGCCAACCGUCCCGCUGCUGGUCUUAGCUAACCCAGAUGAGGUUUCUUGCAUUUGGCUGCAUCGCAGGGAUCCACAUUACUAUUGGUCAGAGGACACAUCAUUAGAAAUCAAGAAUGUGACAACAAAAGCUGCUGGCUUUUACAAUGAGCAGUGCACCAUUGAUGGUCCCAUUGUUAAGGCAGAGAAAGAUCCCAUGCACGUGAAACUUGGGGACACGCUAGCUCUGAUAUUUGUGGCAGACGGAGCCGGUGAGGUGGAGAUGUGAGAGGAGAUGCAGGAAGAGGAAUCAGGUUUUCUCAGCAUCUAUGAUGUGACUUGAGCUCAUGCUGGACUGUACCAGUGCACAACCGAUAAUGAUAUAUCCAUUUACCAUUUAUUUAACAACAUGAGCGCAGCUGUGUACUGUGCUAUCUUCACCUGCACUGCUCGCAACUCACUUGGAGAAGACAGGCUGGAUAUGGAGCUCGUCAGCACAAAUAUAUUUGAAAUAUUAUGUUUUAUGUUCUUCACACACAACUGUGUGACCUCUCAGAAAAACACCAGUAUCAUCAAGUUUGCCGACAAUACUACAGUCAUUGGUCUGAUCAAUGGCGGGGAAGAGACAGCAUACAGGAAGGAGGUGGCUGAGCUUGUGGCCUGGUAUCAUUACAACAAUCUUUUAUUAAAUGCAGACAAGACCAAAGAAAUGAUUGUUGAUCCGAGGAAGAAGCAGGUGCUGCACACACCCCUGUAUAUAGGUCAACCCGAUCCUCCCUCAUGUCGCCCAGUGUUUCAUAGAUAUGAUUCUGUCACUCUGGAGUAUCCCGGCUUUGAUGGUUGUUUGCAGAAAAGAUUCAGUAUAAGGUUCAUUUUAUUUCAACUACCGAUGGGAUCAUUCAGUUUCCUGUACAUGGACAGAGCAACUGCCUUCACUGUGACCGGCCUGCACCCACACACUACAUACAACUUCUCUGUCAAUGCCCUCAAUGCAAUGGCAGAGAGUGGCUAUGCUGAUAAUAACCAGGUACUGACCAUCACUACCAAGGGGGGCAGAGAAGGCGACAUGGUGGAUAGAAAGAAGAAUGAAGGGGAGUUGUAA
This is a messenger RNA of Thalassophryne amazonica, 3537 nucleotides long. It is a transcript of the gene nphs1, whose product is annotated as NPHS1 adhesion molecule, nephrin. Gene Ontology annotation, biological process: cell-cell adhesion. The record is from RefSeq and is a predicted model, not a curated record. Gene Ontology annotation, molecular function: cell adhesion molecule binding. Gene Ontology annotation, cellular component: cell-cell junction. NCBI's taxonomy places the organism in Eukaryota, Metazoa, Chordata, Actinopteri, Batrachoidiformes, Batrachoididae.